Spodoptera exigua (beet armyworm) is the source of this 958-nucleotide messenger RNA. The record is from the annotation of a GenBank genome assembly. NCBI's taxonomy places the organism in Eukaryota, Metazoa, Arthropoda, Insecta, Lepidoptera, Noctuidae.
AUGCUCAACUGCCUACUAGCUAGUUGUGCCUUUGACUCUACUAUGUUAAGGAUCAUGCUAGAGGUUUGUAUAGACAGUUUGGAGUCGGCGAUAAACGCGAUCCACGGCGGUGCCGAUGAGUUAGAAGUAUGUAGCUCACUCACUGAGGGCGGGCUUACCCCAUCACCAGGCCUAGUCAAGGAAAUAGUAAAAAUGGUAAAUAAUACAACAGCCGGAAAACCAAUCCGUAAAUCAUGUCACGAUUGCGGUUGCGAUAAAUUAACGAAGAGGGCAAAAGUGAAUGUAAUGAUCAGAUGCCGUACGGGUUCCGACUUCUGUUAUUCGGAGCAGGAGAUGGAUACAAUGUUAUCAGAUGUUGAAGUUUUUAAAGCUUAUGGCGUGGAUAGAUUUGUUUUUGGUGCGCUUACAGACUCUCAGGAUAUAGACGAGAAGAACUGUGAAAGAAUUAUCAAUCAAGCGGGUACUGUUCCCGUUACAUUCCAUAGAGCCUUUGACGUUUGCGCAGACCCACUUUCUGCAGUCAAUAAAAUAUCUGCAUUAGGUUUUAAUAGACUGCUCACAAGCGGACAGAAGUCGACGGCUAAUGACAUCGAAGCUAUUCAACUUAUAAAGGCACUUAACAAUACUGUUGGUGAUAAAAUAGAGAUUAUGCCGGGAGCUGGCGUGACUGUGGAAAAUGCAAAGAAUUUUACAGAUAUUGGUUGUAAGAUAGUUCACAGUUCCUGCAAACGAAUCAGAUAUUUGCCGCAGAUUAAAAAAGGAUUAAGUAUGGGUACCAGUGAUAGUGAGCAUGUAUUUGUCUCUGAUGAAAAUAUUGUUCGGAAAAUGAAAGAAGUUAUGACUUAAGAUUAAGUUCUUAAAAUCAAUAAUUUUGUCGAUGUAUGUACACAUGUACCUACUUAUUGAAAUUGUACCGAGAAUAAUUUGUAAUGAAACAAUGUAAUAAAGAAUUUAUCGG